AUGGGUUUGUCGCUGAGCAUCCUCACUGAGGCGACGUCUCACUAUGAUCAGGUUUCCUCCAAAAGAUGGAUUUCCUUCUUUCUAAGGAGUCACGAAGCUUUCGAUUGAUAAAGGAACUGUCUGAGCUGAAUGACUUCCUGAUUCAAAAGCCGAGUGGUUGAGGAAAAGCACGCGCCGGUGUCGUACUGCAAGAUGAACCAGUUCGCCUACCUGGACGUCGGCUUCGACCGUGGCGUUCCUCUUGGUCGCGUCGUCGUCGAACUUGACGAAAAUCUCGGAUUCUCUCUCGUCAAGAUAUUUCUGCAGUUGGCACGUGGAGAUUACGUUCGUCCGUCAACUGGUUAAAUCACUAUUUCUGUUUAAAAACUCUUCUACUCAGCUUUAGGCCAAAGAAUCGGUUUCAAAAAUUCACCAUUGCACUUUAUUUCUCUCAACGGCAUCAUCAUGUGCGGAGAUGUGCAGGUUGUCAUAUUUUUAGGUUUUUUGAACAUUUUCAUUAGUUUGAAAAUGGAUGCGGCGGCUUUGCGCCUGUUGACGAAGGUGUCUGGAUCGAGAAGAGAACAAAUAAAAGCAAAAAGACGUGAGAUUUUCACUUUCGCUCCAUCUCCAAAAUAAGAAAUGAAGGAAAGGAGCAGUGGUGAUGCUUCCGCUCGACACGAAUCCCCACGCUUUCACUUCAAUUUUCUACAUUUGCACUGAUAUCGCGCUGUUGGAAACAGUUGAAGACGGAGUCGUUAUCGGACACGUUAUUGAAGGUUGACCUUAACAGCGGAACUGACUCUUUCGACGUCUUCAGGAAUGGAUAUUCUGACCGACGUUGUUGAAGAGUACGGCUCGCGUUCUGGAACUCCCAAAAAACGACUCAUAAUUCAGGACAGCGGCCACAUUUAA
Messenger RNA from Caenorhabditis auriculariae, 891 nucleotides. The record is from the annotation of a GenBank genome assembly. NCBI's taxonomy places the organism in Eukaryota, Metazoa, Nematoda, Chromadorea, Rhabditida, Rhabditidae.